Molecule: messenger RNA, 4944 nt
Organism: Cyprinodon tularosa
Lineage: Eukaryota; Metazoa; Chordata; Actinopteri; Cyprinodontiformes; Cyprinodontidae
Gene: ap2a1
Product: adaptor related protein complex 2 subunit alpha 1
Exons: 22
Coding region: 615-3566 (983 amino acids)
Biological process (GO): intracellular protein transport; clathrin-dependent endocytosis
Cellular component (GO): AP-2 adaptor complex; membrane coat
Molecular function (GO): clathrin-cargo adaptor activity
Source: RefSeq, a predicted model, not a curated record
CACGGUUGCGUCGCGCGCUCACACUGUGUCUGCUGUCACGAGCCUUAUCCGACCGUGAGUGGAAGUGGGUAAAUUAUCACGGACAUCACGCAGAUUGCGGGCAGCUUUCAGAGCGAAACAAACGGGCAGAUCCGCAGAGUUGUGCUGCUGCUUGGUGGGUGGAAGCCCGCAGAGUUCUGGCGCUCCUCCGCCGCUGAAGUUCGCUUCUGUUUGAACCUCGCAGCUAGCAGCUAAGCUAGCUGUUGGACUAGCUUAGCGGUCCGCCACAGUCCAGGAACACCAACGCUGUCUAUCACUUCCACUCCGACACGGCGGUCAGUCCUCGCAGCGAAGCGGACCAACCAGUCCCCGACUAGAACCUCUACCACUCGGCCGCGGAGAGGAGGGAGUCCUACCGAGGUUCGGUUUGAAUGAAGUGAGGCUAACUCGCCGUAGCCAGCUAACCGGGACUCCGCUGGACGCCGAUCCAGCAGAUGCUACUUGGACCCGCCGCACAGCCCAGGCCGUGUGACCGAACCGGGCUCUCCAGCUCCUUCUGAACGCCAGGUUGUCCCUCUUCUUCUCCGCCCCAGUUUGUCCAGAGAAGACCGGACCGAGGACAGGGAGCUGCAGCCAUGCCGGCCGUGUCGAAAGGAGACGGGAUGCGCGGAUUAGCGGUUUUCAUCUCGGACAUCAGAAACUGUAAAAGCAAGGAGGCUGAGAUCAAACGGAUCAAUAAGGAACUGGCCAACAUCCGCUCAAAGUUCAAAGGUGACAAAGCUCUGGACGGCUACAGCAAGAAGAAGUACGUCUGCAAGCUGCUCUUCAUCUUCCUGCUCGGCCAUGACAUCGACUUCGGACACAUGGAGGCUGUCAACCUGCUGAGCUCCAACAAGUACACCGAGAAGCAGAUCGGCUACCUGUUCAUCUCGGUUCUGGUGAACAGUAACAGCGAGCUGAUCCGUCUGAUCAACAACGCCAUCAAGAACGACCUCUCCAGCCGGAACCCCACCUUCAUGUGCCUGGCUCUCCACUGCAUCGCCAACGUGGGCAGCCGGGAGAUGGCCGAGGCCUUCGCCAGCGAGAUCCCCCGCAUCCUGGUGGCCGGCGAUACGAUGGACAGCGUGAAGCAGUCGGCCGCCCUGUGCCUGCUGCGCCUCUAUAAGACGUCCCCUGACCUGGUGCUGAUGGGCGAGUGGACGUCACGGGUGGUGCACCUGCUCAACGACCAGCACAUGGGCGUGGUGACGGCGGCCAUCUCCCUCAUCACCUGUCUGAGCCAGAAGAAUCCCGACGAGUUCAAGACCUGCGUCUCUCUGGCCGUGUCCCGACUCAGCCGGAUUGUGUCUUCAGCCUCCACGGAUCUGCAGGAUUAUACCUAUUACUUUGUGCCUGCUCCCUGGCUCUCCUGCAAGCUGCUGCGUCUGCUGCAGUGCUACCCUCCACCAGAAGAUGGCGCAGUGAAGGGCCGCCUGGUGGAGUGUCUGGAAACCAUCCUGAAUAAGGCCCAGGAGCCGCCCAAAUCCAAGAAGGUGCAGCAUUCCAACGCCAAGAACGCCAUCUUGUUCGAGGCGAUCUCACUAAUCAUCCACUAUGACAGUGAGCCAAACCUUCUGGUGCGAGCCUGUAACCAGCUGGGCCAGUUCCUGCAGCACAGAGAGACCAAUCUGCGUUAUCUAGCUCUGGAGAGCAUGUGUACUCUGGCCAGCUCAGAGUUCUCCCAUGAAGCGGUGAAGACGCACAUCGAGACGGUCAUCAAUGCCCUGAAGACGGAGAGAGACGUCAGCGUUCGACAGCGAGCCGCCGAUCUGCUCUAUGCCAUGUGUGAUCGUAGCAACGCCAAGCAGAUCGUAGCAGAGAUGCUCAGCUACCUGGAGACGGCAGACUACUCCAUCAGAGAGGAGAUGGUGCUCAAAGUGGCCAUCCUGGCAGAAAAGUAUGCCGUGGAUUAUUCCUGGUAUGUGGACACCAUCCUGAACCUGAUCCGCAUCGCUGGGGACUACGUCAGUGAGGAGGUGUGGUAUCGCGUCAUCCAGAUCGUCAUCAACCGAGACGACGUGCAAGGCUACGCCGCCAAGACCGUCUUUGAGGCCCUGCAGGCCCCAGCGUGCCAUGAGAACAUGGUGAAGGUCGGAGGCUACAUCCUGGGAGAGUUUGGGAACCUGAUCGCCGGGGACCCACGCUCCAGUCCCCUGGUCCAGUUCAACCUUCUCCACUCCAAGUUCCACCUGUGCUCGGUGCCGACCCGCGCUCUGCUGCUGUCGGCCUACAUCAAGUUCAUCAACCUGUUCCCAGAGACGAAGGCCACCAUCCAGGAGGUGCUGCGCUGCGACAGCCAGAUCCGUAACUCUGACGUGGAGCUGCAGCAGCGAGCCGUCGAGUACUUGAAGCUCUCCUCCAUCGCCAGCACAGAUGUCCUGGCCACCGUGUUGGAGGAGAUGCCACCCUUCCCAGAGAGAGAGUCCUCCAUUCUGGCUAAGUUGAAGAAGAAGAAGGGGCCUGGCGCGGUUUCGGUGACGGAGCUUGAAGACGGUAAAAGGGAGAGCGGCGAGUUGAAUGGAAGCGGCGAGCGGGGUCAGGACGCCGCAGCCAUGGCUGCCUCCAACGCAUCCACCCCGUCUCCAUCGGCGGACCUGCUGGGGAUCCGCUCCGCAGCUCCGGUCAACGCCGCCCCAGCCAGCGCCGGCAGUCUACUGGUGGAUGUUUUUUCAGAGGUGGGCCCAGCUGCACCUUCUGGGGCGGUGAACGACGACGGCUUCCUCAGAGAUCUGGAACCGCCUCCUGAGACCUCCGAUCCUCUUUUGGUCGAGGGUUCUGGUGACUCGGACUCUGCUCCUCCCUCUGAGGAUCCUGCUCCUCCUCUGUCUGAAGCAGAGGAGCUUCUUAACAAGUUUGUUUGCAAGAACAACGGGGUUCUGUUUGAGAAUCAGCUCCUGCAGAUCGGCAUCAAGUCAGAGUACCGUCAGAACCUUGGGAGGAUGUACCUGUUCUACGGAAACAAGACGUCUGUACAGUUCGCCAGCUUCAGCACCACGGUCAGCUGCCCCGGAGAGCUCCAGAACCAGCUGAACGUUCAGAGCAAACCCGUGGAGCCGCUGGUGGAGGGAGGGGCCCAGAUCCAGCAGGUUCUGAACAUCGAGUGUCUGACUGACUUCUCUGAUGCUCCACUGCUCAACAUCAAGUUCAGGUACGGAGGAGCUCUGCAGAACCUGACCCUCAAGCUGCCCGUCACCAUCAACAAGUUCUUCCAGCCCACGGAGAUGGCCUCCCAGGACUUCUUCCAGCGCUGGAAACAGCUCAGCCAGCCCCAGCAGGAAGCUCAGAAGAUCUUCAAGGCCAACCACAGCAUGGACACGGAGGUCAUCAAAGCCAAGCUGCUGGGGUUGGGAAUGGCCCUGCUGGACAACGUGGACCCAAACCCGGAGAACUACGUCUGUGCUGGAGUGGUCCAGACCAAGAGCCAGCAAGUCGGCUGCCUGCUGAGGCUGGAGCCCAACGCCCAGGCCCAGAUGUUCCGUCUUACCCUCCGCUGCAGCAAAGACUCCGUCUCCAGGCGUCUCUGUGAGCUGCUAGCGCAGCAGUUCUAGAGUCCAGAACAGAACCGGCCCCUCCCCCCUUCAUUCCUCCACGGAGACGACCAGAACCUUCAUAAGGGAAAGCGUCAUGGUUCUGGUUUCUUCCUCUGCUUGUUUAUUAACCCAAUGAUCUAGUUCUGUUGGUUCCCUGUAGCUGUGUGUCCCGUGAUUCUGCUGGCUUCUCAUCCUGACUGGUUCUGACAUUUCAUUCAUCAUUCCUAAUGGGAGAACCAGGCUACCGGUCCAAUCCCACUUUGCACUUUGAUUCGCACCCAUCUAGCAUUCCUGCUAAACAUGCACUUAAACAGCCCUGGUUCUGGUCCCCAGAUCUGACCCCCUGGUUCUGGUCCCCAGAUCUGACCCCCCUGGUUCUGGUUCCAGUGGAUCUGCUUUUUAAAUAGUUUGGACAUUUUCCCCUCAUGCUAGCUUGAACCGCUGCGGUUAGUUUUAGCUAGGCCUGUUUGCUUGGAAAGCUGUGGUUCUGUUAGCUCUGAACGCAGCAGUUAUGCUAGCUCUGAACGCAGCGGUUAUGCUAGCUCUGAACGCAGCGGUUAUGCUAGCUCUGAACGCAGCGGUUAUGCUAGCUCUGAACGCAGCGGUUAUGCUAGCUCUGAACGCUGCGGUUCUGCUAGCUCUGAACGCUGCGGUUCUGCUAGCUCUGAACGCAGCGGUUAUGCUAGCUCUGAACGCAGCGGUUCUGCUAGCUCUGAACGCUGCGGUUCUGCUAGCUCUGAACGCUGCGGUUCUGCUAGCUCUGAACGCAGCGGUUCUGCUAGCUCUGAACGCUGCGGUUCUGCUAGCUCUGAACGCUGCGGUUCUGCUAGCUCUGAACGCUGCGGUUUUGCUAACUCAGCCUGCUGCUCAGGGCGGACCAGAACCUCCCCCUCCUGCAGCACUACUCUGAUCCUGUAGAACUGGAAGUUCAUUGUCCAGAACAGAGCCGUGUUCUGGUUCUGGUCAGCUGACAGGAAGUGGAGGUUAGGAGCCUCUAGAACCUCCUCAGCUGUGGGAGGACUUCUUGGUCCGGUCCAACACUGCAGCCUCAUUCCUCCCCAUCUCAGCGGUCUAGAUCAUAAGGGUUCUGCGGCCCAGUUGGUUCUGUUCUUACGGCUCCAGUAGAACCUGGGGAUCUUGGUCCUCCUCAGCUUCCAGCCUGACGUCCUUCCAGCUGCAGGGACUCCAUCUGUUUCUGUGUGAACAGAAGAAGAAGAAAUUUCCAAGAUGGUGGCACUACAUCCUGACGCUGCCCAGCAGCAGCAGCAGCAGGACUUUGACCUUUGGUAGAAUCAGUGUUUAGUUCCUCAUGUAUCCAUGUUCACAGCUGUCCUGUGAUUGGCUAAGAUUUACUCUGUAAUGAAAAAUGUGAAGUAAAAUAUGACGUAUAUCUGAA